CACGAUUUCCAUAAUGGUUAAUCGUUCUUUUGUUCAAAACAUCUGAUCUGAAGAAGAAGAAGGGGAAGACUUUAAUUUAAAAAUUAUCCAGCUUGGUAGAUUUAAAGACCUUCAACUAGAAAAGUCAAUCAGCAAAACAAUGGCUCAGCCUUCACAACCUGGAUUAAUAUUUACUGGCAUUGUAAAACAGGUCUUAUCUGGUGACAAUCUUGUCAUUCGUGGCCAACCUAAAGGUGGUCCUCCUCCAGAAAAACAAGUUGCCUUAUCUAAUGUGGCUGCACCAAGAUUAGCAAGACGUGGAACUGGAGAAACAAAAAGCUCUGAUGAUGCACCUUAUUCAUGGGAAAGUCGUGAGUAUUUGCGCAAGAGGUUAGUUGGAAAAGAGGUUCAGUUCCAUUCUGAAUAUAAUCCUCCCGGUGCAAGACGAGAAUAUGGAUCAGUUUUUGUACGAAACAGCAAUGGUGAAUUGAAGAAUAUUUCCGAAGACUUAGUGGCAGAAGGUUUAGUCACUGUACAACGGCUUGCAAUCAGACCACCUUCAGAGGGUACAAAAUUAAUUGAACUUGAAGAUGCUGCUAAAGCUGCUAAGAAGGGACUGUGGUCAGAUGAUGCUAAGAAUCAUGUUCGUGCAGUCACAUGGAACAUAGAGGAUCCAAAGCUUUUUGUUGAUCAAAAGAAAGGAAAGCCUGUCAAUGCUAUUAUUGAAAUGGUUCGUGAUGGAAGCACAGUCAGAGCAUUUUUACUUCCCACUUUUGAACAUGUCACUGUAAUGCUGACUGGCAUCAAAUGUCCUUCAUACAGACGAGAACUUAGCAAAGAAACUGGCAAGGAAGAAAUGGUUCCUGAAAUGUUUGCAGAAGAAGCAAAAUAUUUCACUGAAAUCAGAAUAUUGCAGCGUGAAGUUCAAAUUAUUCUUGAAGGAGUGUCAAACCAAAACCUGUUGGGCACUGUCCUACAUCCAGCUGGAAAUAUUGCUGAGUUGCUUUUAAAAGAAGGAUUUGCUAAAUGUGUUGAUUGGAGCAUGGGGGUUUUAACGAAUGGUCACAAAAAAUACAGACUAGCAGAAAGGUCUGCCAAAGACAAAAAGUUACGACUGUGGAAAGAUUAUGUUGCUACAGUGACAUCCAUUGAUGAAUUUACUGGCAAGGUCACUGAAGUCAUCAAUGCUGAUGCCCUUAUGGUGAAAUUAGCUAGUGGGGAUAUCAGAAAGAUAUUUUUAAGUAGUCUGCGUCCACCAAGAGCACAACCCAAAGAUGAUGGUGUUGUAGAGAAUGGACCGUCCAGAGAUGGAAAAAGGGGUCGCCCAUUAUAUGACAUUCCAUAUAUGUUUGAGGCUCGUGAAUUCCUUCGUAAAAAAUUAAUUGGUAAAAAGGUUAAUGUGCAUAUUGACUAUGUGAAGCCAGCUAAUGAUGGAUAUCCAGAACGUCAGUGUGCUACUGUAACUGUUGGUGAAAUCAACAUAGCAGAAAUGCUAAUCAGCAAAGGUCUUGCCACCUGUCUUCGUCAUAGAGCAGACGAUGAUCUUCGUUCUUCAUGCUAUGAUGAAUUGCUGUCUGCUGAAAGUCGAGCUCUCAAAAACAACAAAGGCCUCCACAACAAAAAAGAUCCGCCAGCUCAUAGAAUUGCUGAUUUGUCAGGUGAUGCUGGCAAAUCAAGGCAAUACCUUCCAUUCAUGCAACGAGCAGGAAGAUCACAAGCUAUUGUUGAAUUUGUUGCAAGUGGCUCAAGAUUCAGAUUUUUUGUACCAAGCCAAAGCUGCCUCUUUACGUUCUUAUUAGCUGGUAUUUCCUGCCCACGUAUGAAAGCGUUUAAUCCUGCUGGUGCUCAAAUAUCUGAAGAUGAAUUAAUGGGCAAAGAAGCAUACGACUACAGCAAGGAACACACCAUGCAGCGUGAUGUGGAGUUUCAAGUGGAAAACAUUGACAAAGGUGGAAACUUCAUUGGUUUUCUUUUCGUAGACAAUGUCAAUUUAUCUCUCGCCUUGGUUGAACAAGGUUUGUCUAAAGUACAUUUCACAGCAGAGAGAACAUCUUAUUAUAAGGAAUUGUCAGCAGCUGAAGAACGUGCGAAAUCUAAGAAGCUUGGUGUAUGGAAAGAUUAUGUGGAAGAAACCCACGAAGCUGUUGUGAUUGAAGACAGUGAACGAAAGACUAAUUUCAAAAAGGUCAUUGUUACUGAAAUUGUUGGCGGUGUAGAAUUUUGGGCACAACAUAUUGACAAUGCUGCACAAUUUGAGCAAAUGCAGCAACAAUUAAGAACCGAGAUGACAGACAGUCCACCACUACCUGGUUCGUUAAAACCAAGAAGAGGAGAUCUUGUUGCAUCCUUGUUUGUUGAUAACUUAUGGUACCGUGCUAAAAUAGAAAAGAUUGAGCAAAAUGGAAAGAUUCAUGUUCUUUAUGUUGACUAUGGAAACCGUGAAGUUGUAUCUUCCACGAAGUUAGCCAAUCUACCACAACCUUACACUAGUUUUCCACCUCAAGCGCGUUUGUACAGUCUAGCAUGUUUGAAAUCACCUAAGGAUGAAGAGAACAUGUAUGAUUUAAGCAAUGCAUUCGCCAAGGAAGCCCUGAACAAAGAGUUUUCUUUGAACAUGGAGUAUAAGUUUAAUGGGCAGGAAUUUGUAACUUUGAGCAAUCCUGAGACGAAGCAAGAUUUGGCAAGUACAUUACUUUCUAACGGUGUUGUUUUACUUGACAAAAGAAGAGAAAAACGUCUCCAGAAGCUUGUCCAUGAUUACGUUGCUGCCCAAGAAAAAGCUCGUAAAAAUAGGGUAAACUUAUGGCGAUAUGGAGAUUUCACCGAAGACGAUGCUCCAGAGUUCGGCGCAUAAUUUCGUACAGGAGUAAAUAAAUUUGGACUCAGUAAUGAAAAAAAAAAUAUAAUACGGUGAACUCAUGAAUAAAAAUAAAUAAAUAAAUCGUUGGACUCAGUUACUUGCUUUAAUGUAGGAAAAUAAAUGAAUUACCCCAUUGUUGAUGGAUGGGGAAAGAGUAUUAUAUGAUAAUAGAAUUUAUGUUAACUUAUACAUACGCCAGAAAGAUAUUUUUUGACUAUUUUAUUAUCACGUUUCUAUAAAAAAUUCCUUCACAACAAUUUUUUCAAAUGAAACAACUUCAGAUUUAAGUACUGAAAGAAGAAAAAAUUGCGUUUUGUUUACUUUUUACAAGAGUGAAAUUUUUACUACGCUAAUUUUAAUUUUACAUACUUUUUUUCGUCUGAAUUGUGUUGGAUUUAUUUAUUUAUAUCUUAAUUCGAAAUAGUUUUUAUGAACGGAGCAUUUCUUCUAUAUUUUACUAGCAUGUUAAAAGCUUGGUUCCUUUCUGUUCCCCUCGCCACAAAUUUCUUGACCCUCGGGUGGUUUUUUUUAUGCCGUAUCCUAAUUUUUUUUUUUAACACUUGUGAGAAUUCCACUGAUUAGAUUUUUCGAGUGGAUGAUGUAUAACGACAUUUUACUGACUUUAGCUCAGUUUCCAUUGAAGUCAGUCAUUGUCAUGCAAAUAUUGUAGCCAUGGAAGAGA
Messenger RNA from Hydractinia symbiolongicarpus, 3521 nucleotides. Its product is annotated as staphylococcal nuclease domain-containing protein 1-like. The record is from RefSeq and is a predicted model, not a curated record. Gene Ontology annotation, molecular function: RNA binding; nuclease activity. Lineage: Eukaryota; Metazoa; Cnidaria; Hydrozoa; Anthoathecata; Hydractiniidae. Gene Ontology annotation, biological process: mRNA catabolic process; regulatory ncRNA-mediated gene silencing. The coding region runs from base 140 to 2833 and encodes 897 amino acids. The transcript is spliced from 19 exons. Gene Ontology annotation, cellular component: cytosol; nucleus; RISC complex.